CAAUCAAUAUCGCAACAAUCAAUAUCACAACAAUUAUUGCCACAGCAGUCAUCACAACAAUCAUUAUCACUACAACAGCCAAAACAACCAAUUUCGCGACCACCAUCUCCACAAUCACUAGAACAAAUACCAUCACAACAGCAGUUGUCGCAACCUAUGAUUCCAACGCAAGCUCCUUCUCAAGCACGUGCACAUUCUGCGUCGUAUCAACCGCAACUACCUCAGUCGCAAAUACCACAGCAGCAAGAACCGCAACUACUACCUCAUCAGCUCCUUUGGUAUCUGGCUGAACAUUACUUAUCCAAAGCAGCGUCCUUGCCCACUGCUUCCUUAGCAAACUUUCCAAAGUUAUCACCUCAGCAUCAAAAGCAUAUUCUAGCCGCAAUUAAAUGCUUGGAAGCCGUCAUCACGAGUAUUACUAGUGGGAGCACGUAUAUGCCCCUUGUCGAGCUGAAGACGCGUUUCAGGUUGAGUCAAAUUCUAUUCUGGUUUACUGACAACAUCCGAGAAGCAGAAAGUCAUUUGCAAAAGGCUAUUUUGGUCGCACAGAAGCUAGAUAACGCUACCGAAAUCAGAUUUAAAAUGAUUGAUCUUCAAUGCAAUAUCCUCAAAAGUACACAUAAUUUAAAGGCGGCGCGAAAUCUCAUGAAAUCCAGCGUAGUGGAAGCAAUGGA
Molecule: messenger RNA, 674 nt
Organism: Acaulospora colombiana
Lineage: Eukaryota; Fungi; Glomeromycota; Glomeromycetes; Diversisporales; Acaulosporaceae
Source: the annotation of a GenBank genome assembly